This is a messenger RNA of Porites lobata, 348 nucleotides long. NCBI's taxonomy places the organism in Eukaryota, Metazoa, Cnidaria, Anthozoa, Scleractinia, Poritidae. The record is from the annotation of a GenBank genome assembly.
AUGGCUGAGAAUAAUAUUCCCCAGGCAUUUUCUAACCACCUAAGUCGAAUGCUCCCAAAACUAUUUCCAGACUCAAAGAUAGCACAAAAGUAUUCCACUGCAGCUACAAAGACCACAUGUGUGAUUAAUGGAGCAAUAGCACCACAUUUCUUAAGGGAGACGGUGAAUAUCAUUAAGUGUAGUCCAUUCUCCUUAUUAACUGACGGCUCAAACGAUAGUGGCUUGGAAAAAAUGAAUCCUUUGACUGUAAAGAUUUGUGAUGUGAACUCUGGUAGAGUGGAGAGUCGGUUUUUGGACAUGUAUGCAACCAAGGGAACUGACUCAGCGACGGCAGCAUCAAUUUUCUAG